This is a messenger RNA of Zophobas morio, 1456 nucleotides long. Its product is annotated as myoneurin-like. The coding region runs from base 174 to 1361 and encodes 395 amino acids. Gene Ontology annotation, molecular function: DNA-binding transcription factor activity, RNA polymerase II-specific; RNA polymerase II cis-regulatory region sequence-specific DNA binding; zinc ion binding. The transcript has 2 exons. Gene Ontology annotation, cellular component: nucleus. NCBI's taxonomy places the organism in Eukaryota, Metazoa, Arthropoda, Insecta, Coleoptera, Tenebrionidae. Gene Ontology annotation, biological process: regulation of DNA-templated transcription. The record is from RefSeq and is a predicted model, not a curated record.
AAACAGAAGCGGUCUAUUAAAGUCGAGUUUCGCUUGCUUUCGCUCGCGUAAUGUUUGUUGAUGUUUGUGUAAAGAGAUAAGCACCGAACUGAACUUCAUGAGUAAAUAAUUCAGUAACUUUGAUCAUACACAACUUUUAUCGUUUUAAUCAUAACCUGUGAGGCUACAACAACAUGACCAAUUCGAGUGAAAACGUGUUUAAUACCUGUAGAUCGUGUCUUUUAUUGUCCAAUGAUACUUAUCCAAUAUUCGAAUCCAUGAUCGAAGACAAUGUAAGCGUUGUAACAUUGUUAAAUUACUUUUUAAUCGAGAUAGAAGAAGAUAAUUUACCACAAGCUAUGUGUCAUUCCUGUGUAUUGAAGUUACAAGCAGCAUAUGAAUUUUUUGAAACUUUUAAAAAGUCCCAAGCGAUAUUAGAGCAACGAUUUGUAGAUAAUCAAGAAGAGCCCCUUUUGGUUGUGAAUGGUGACGCUAAACUGAAUAAUAUCAGUUCAAAGUUACACUUAAAAGAAGUAACCUCAAUUGAACAAAAUUCUUCAGAAGUAAGAAAUGAUGUAGACAUUGAAGAAAGUAUUAUUAUACAGUAUGGAGAAAGUGGUAAGGAGAGUCAUGACUCAGAUGAUGAAGAUUACUUGAUUGCAAAGUCAGUGAAACUCACAGAAAUGUAUAAACGUCGCAAGUGUGACAAUACCACAGACACCGAUUCUGAUGAUAACGUUGGAGAAGUAGAAGAUAGUGGAGUUGAUUCUUCAAUUAAUAAAAGGCAGCCCUCAAGUACUUCAAACAACAAAACCUUGCAAAAAUCCAGUGUUAAAUCAGUAGUUUGUAAAGUGUGUUCUGAAUGUUUCACAGAUGUCAAUUUAUACUUGGAACAUCAUUGUAAAGAAUUUUUCUGCAACAUAUGUGAAAAGUCAUUUUCUAGAGCAGAAUUGUAUAAAAGACAUAUGCAAAGACAUUCUAGUUCAUCAUCAAGAUUUGCUUGUCCAGAUAAAAAGUGUUCUAAGACUUUUUGUGGAAAACAAGCGUUACGCAGUCAUUAUUUAACAGUACAUGAGGAAAAACGAAAUUACUUGUGCAGUCUUUGUGGAGCGUCAUUCAAAAAUUAUGAUAACUUGAGAUAUCAUAUUAAGAAACAUAAUGGACCUUCACAUGUCUGUACAUCCUGUGGAAAAGCUUUCAUGUUAUCAGCUCAUCUUAAAGAUCACAUGUGGCGACAUUUAGGAGUAAAACCCCACAAGUGUACAAAAUGUGAUAAAAGUUUUCUUACUAAAAAACUCUUAAUCAGACAUGUGGAAAGUAAUUGUGGCAAGAACAAGAGGCUACUAGGAGAAAAACUUGUUUUAAAUAUAGAAAGCAUGUAACUGUGUUUCAAGAACAUCCAUUGAUAAAGUAAAACAAUUGAAAAUAAUUUUAUUAACUCUUAAAAAUAUAUAAUUAUUUUUUUAUUACAAUAAAA